AUGAGCUAUAACCUUCUUUUAAUAACAAUCAAUUUUGGAUUUUGUGCAGAAAAAUUGAUUUAAUAAGACACCUUUGGACUUCAAUAAUUAAAUAUACUGAAUAAUAAUGAUGAUUAUGUAGUAAUUGAAGCAAACUUUAGUGAAAAAUAAGUAAGCAUUUUAAUGAUUUGUGAAACAACACCAAACUUUACAAGUUUAAGUGAGAUUUAUGUUGAUUAAAAGUAUUCUUAAUUAUAUGAAGUUUUUAAUGCAUAUGUGAUUGGAAUGCUUUCGAAUUUACUGAAACCUCGUAAAAAUUAAUGUUGAUAAGAGAUUCUGAAAAGAACUAUAAUUCAUACCCUACUAAUACCAAAUUUUCGAAAAGUGUAAGUAUUUAUGUAGGAAUUUUUUCAAAAUAUAAUGAUUCUUUAUCAAUAUCAAUAAAUUCGAUAUAGUAGAAUGAUUGCUUAAGGUACUAUUCAUUUUAAUGAGAGCACAUGCAAAAAUAAAGGAUAAUGUAUUAAAAAUACUUGCAAUUGUCUUGAAGGGUAUUUUGGAUAUGAUUGUGAAUUUUAAGGAUUUGAUAUUAUGAUUUAAGAUUAUCUUGAAAAGGAUAAAUUUUACUAUAUUGAUGUAAUGUAGAUUGGAAGUUCUGACUUUUCUUUAGAAUUUUCAAACACAGGAAAGGUUAGUUAUUAAUGUUUCAUGGAAAAUCCUUAUUUAAGAAAAGUGGCAGUUGAAGAAUCAACUGGUAUUAAAAUAUCUCUUGAAGAAAUUAUGAAAUGCUAAAUGAUUAGUUCAUAAUUAUUGAAGACUUAGUAUUAUAUUAUAGUCUAAUCAUAUUAAAAUGGUUUAAUAUAUAUUCAAUACUAUUAGAAAGAGGACAUAGACCAUUUCCAAACUAUCAUAAUUACAGUUAUAUCAACUGGUGUUAUUUGUUUAUGCUGUUUUAUGAUUUGCAUUUUUAAAUGUUAUAGAAUCAAACUUGAGAAAGCAUAGUAAACAAAUAAUAUUAAUAUUGUUGGAAGUAUUUCUCAGAACUAAAAGAUAUUCGAGAGUUCCUUUGACUGGACUCAAUUAAUUCCUGCUGUUGAAUAUUAAAGUCUAUUAAGAAAAUUCCCAUAAAUUAAGGAUUAAAUAGAAUGUUAGAUUUGUUUAGAUUCUUUUAAAUGCGAAUAAUUUGUUAGAGUGACAUAUUGUAUGCAUGUUUAUCAUUACAAAUGUUUUGAUAAAUGGAUGAAAUAAAAUUUAGUAAAAUUAUUUGUUUAUAAAAGAUUUGUCCAAUUUGUAGAUCUCCAUAAGAUAGAAAAUCUCUAGAUAAGAUUUUGGUUUAAGAAAAUAUGGUGAAUGUAGCCUAAUCAUAUUCUUAGAGUAGUAAUCGAAAUCAAGAAGGUCAUUCAUAGUAUAUAUAUUAAUAAAGAAAUAAACGUUACGGAGAUUUUCCCAUUUUAACAAAUAAUAGAACCGGAGGAUCUUCAAAGUUAAUUUAAAGUAAUUGA
Messenger RNA from Paramecium pentaurelia, 1478 nucleotides. The record is from the annotation of a GenBank genome assembly. NCBI's taxonomy places the organism in Eukaryota, Ciliophora, Oligohymenophorea, Peniculida, Parameciidae.